This is a messenger RNA of Oncorhynchus nerka (sockeye salmon), 1894 nucleotides long. Its product is annotated as FYVE, RhoGEF and PH domain-containing protein 1-like. Gene Ontology annotation, cellular component: cytoplasm. Lineage: Eukaryota; Metazoa; Chordata; Actinopteri; Salmoniformes; Salmonidae. The transcript is spliced from 6 exons. The annotation marks the transcript as partial. Gene Ontology annotation, molecular function: guanyl-nucleotide exchange factor activity. Gene Ontology annotation, biological process: cytoskeleton organization; filopodium assembly. The record is from RefSeq and is a predicted model, not a curated record.
AUGAGCUUCACUGAUGUUUUCCUGAGCUUUCCAAUACUGGGCAGCCAACUGGGCAGCCACCUGGGCAGCCACCUGGGCAGCCAACUGGGCAGCCACCUGGGCAGCCAACUGGGCAGCCACCUGGGCAGCCAACUGGGCAACCAACUGAAUGUUCUGAAACUCUGUACGAGGUAUAAUACUGUAUACUCUAUAACUUGUCUACCUAUCAUCUCCCCAGGCCCGUCCUCCUCCAGUCCUCGGCUGAUGACUAAGAGCCUAUCCCUGGAGCCUGGUGCUCACGGUGCAUGCCUCGGGGCCCACGACGACGACUCAGACACCCAGACAGAGACCCCUCGCCUAAGCUCAGACCCCGGCCCUCAAACCUCCGGGCCACUGGGUCUGCAAUCCCCCGGGGCCCUGCUGAACCCCGCUCGACACAGCUGUAACAGAGGAGACAAUGGGAGUGGAACUCCUCAAGAAGUGCCCUCCACCGCCCUCAAGACACGCCCUCCCUUACCUGGGCCUAAACCACAAGUGCCCCCAAAGCCUCCUCACCUGCAGCAGAGUGCUGGUGCUGCUAGACCACGCCCCCGCGCCCCAGACAAGCCCCUCCCUCUGCCUCCACCCUGUAGACCUCUGCCUGCAGACCCCAGAGGGGGAGGAGCCAGCCAUCCCCAAACACUCCCCCGCGUUGAGGGAAGCUCCUCCCCCACCGCAUGCGUGCUCUCCCUCAUCGAGAAGUUUGAGAGGGAGAAGAUCAUUGUGGUGCCUGAUAUCACGGGAGGGGGUCUCUGCACCCCCCGGCUCCUCGAGACGGGACCAGGAGGGGACACCUUCUCUCCCGCAGCCUCAGAGCUCCCUCUGGGCUGUCUCCCCGUGGUCUGGCCCCCUGGUUCCUCUCAAGACCUCCAGGAGCUCCGGGAUCUACCUCAGGGGCUGGCUGUGCUGGUUAAUGUGUUGCCGGGGGAGACGGAGGUACCAGAGGAUGACAACGAUAAUGAACUAGAAACGUUGUGCUCUAUCUCUGACAAGCGUCUGUCCAUGGAGUCUGGCUACAGCGCCUCGGAGAGACUCACAGACACCAUGGAGAUGAGGGAGCAGGUGGGGUCAGAAUCAGAGAGCCAAUCAGAGAUCCCCUCUGAACACUUGCCCCUCCUUCAGCCGCAGACGGACGGCAAGCUGGCCAAUCGGGACUCUGGCAUCGACAGCAUCAGCUCUCCGUCCCACAGCGAGGAGCUGUGUUUCGCCGGCGACGAGGACCGGGUCAUCUACCCAUGUAGUCCCGCCCUCACGCUGCCACGCCUCUCUAGCUCCUCCUCUUCCGGCUAUGCCGAGGGUCCGGGGGGAGAGGGGGCAUCGGCUGAGGGGGGGAGAGAUUCGGAGGGGGACAGUGACUUGGAGGAGGGGAGUGGGGACGAGACAAUUGAACUGAUCAACCCCAUGAUGGAUCUGCUGCCUUUGGCCCUGCCUCAAACAGACAGACAGGACUCUACGGAGCUGUCGGUGCAGCAGCGUGUGUUCAACAUAGCCAAUGAGCUCCUCCACACAGAGAAGGCCUACGUGUCUCGGCUGUACCUCCUGGACCAGGUGUUCUGCUCCUCCCUCCUAGAGGAGGCGCGCUCCCGCUCCUCCUUCCCUCUAGAUGUGGUCAUGGGUAUCUUCUCCAACAUCUGCUCUAUAUACUGUUUCCACCAGCAGUUCCUGCUCCCCGCCCUGGAGAAACGCAUGGCGGAGUGGGAUGUGAACCCGCGCAUCGGGGAUAUCCUGCAGAAGCUAGCCCCCUUCCUGAAGAUGUACGGAGAGUACGUGAAGAACUUCGACCGGGCCAUGGAGCUGGUCAACACCUGGAUGGAGAGGUCGUCCCAGUUCAAAGCCAUCGUCCACCAAAUCCAGGUAGGGGUUUAUGAGGGCUGCA